Messenger RNA from Meira miltonrushii, 1424 nucleotides. RefSeq names its product DUF926-domain-containing protein. The transcript has a single exon. The record is from RefSeq and is a predicted model, not a curated record. Bases 37 to 1344 code for a protein of 435 amino acids. Gene Ontology annotation, molecular function: chromatin binding. Gene Ontology annotation, cellular component: nucleus. Gene Ontology annotation, biological process: regulation of gene expression. NCBI's taxonomy places the organism in Eukaryota, Fungi, Basidiomycota, Exobasidiomycetes, Exobasidiales, Brachybasidiaceae.
AAAUCUUGCUUUUUCCCUAUCAUCAUAUUGUCAGGGAUGGCAUCCGUUCAUCCUAGUAGAUCAGGACUUGUUCCACAAUCAGAUUCAUCCGAUAGAGCAAACGAUGAUCGAGAAAAAGAUUUGAGGCAGCGAUUGUAUGAAUCAAGGGGGAAUCAAGCUGGUGGCUCAAGACAGACUGAUAGACAAGGUGACCGAAAUGAUCAAGGGCGUGCUUCUCCAUCAUAUCAACCAUUCGAUUCGAAUUUUAACAACGAUGAAGAAUACAGAUCACAUGGAAAUCGACAAAGAUAUUACGAGGACCGACGAUAUGACAACAGCAACGAUCGGAAUGGGGCUCCUCCUCCAGGUGCUUGGGGAAGACGCGAACGUGGUCAAUAUCAAGAUAGGGCAAUGACAGGCGAUAGCUUCUUACAAAGUCGACAAGAGCAAAGAAAGGCUUCUACAGUGUCCAUUUGGCCUCCAUCACCUACAUCCCCAUAUCGUGAAAAAGAAGAGGAGGAUGAGAAAAGCCGAAAGAAAUCAUCCUCAAGACACAAAGAAUCAUCUCAUAAACAUUCGAAAAGACGAUCACAUCAUUCUUCGAGACAUAGGGACGACUAUUCAGAUAGCGAAGAAGAGAGAGAAGGGCGCAGAAGGCAUAAGAGAAAAGAAUCAGAGCGCGAUCGCAGUUCACGACAUAGAUCUUCCUCGCCUUCCGGACGUCGAAAGUACGAUGACAAUUCCGAAGAUGAAUACGAGAGACAGAGAAGAAGGCGGAAGGAGAAAGAACGCAGAAGAGAGCGAGAUUAUUCAGAUGAAGAUCGCCAUAGAAGCCGCCAUCACAGAUCAGAAAGUAGGAGAACAGAAAAAGAACCUGCUCCUGAGGCACACGUUUCAGAAAAGGGCAAAAAUCCAGCUUCUUCUGACGCAAAUACAGCAAAAAGCACUGCUGAGCCUGAUGCAGUUCAAAGCUCUAGUAGAAAGAUUGGACCUCAACUACCACAAGCUGCGGAAGCAGAUAAUCCAAGUAUCGAGACAUUAAAUGCAAGGGCUUAUGGCGGAGCAUUACUGCCGGGAGAAGGCUCAGCCAUGGCGAAUUUCGUACAAGAGGGCAAACGAAUUCCACGUCGUGGUGAGAUUGGCCUUUCAAGCGACCAAAUUGAAGCAUAUGAGAAAGCAGGUUUCGUCAUGAGCGGCAGCCGGCACAACCGUAUGAACGCAGUUCGAAUGCGUAAAGAGAAUCAAGUCUAUACGGCGGAAGAGCAAAGGAGCAUGCUCAAAUUAAUCGCUGAGGAAAAGCAAAAGAAGGAAGCAGCACUUGUUGAACAAUUCAAAGAGAUGGUCGACUCGAUCGGCGACGACUGAUUGAUCUCACACUGUAUCAUAAUGACAAAAGAAUUGAAUGAUAAAUUGAUAUAUGGUACAAAUGAGGUAUUGAACUUAUG